Molecule: messenger RNA, 2519 nt
Organism: Darwinula stevensoni
Lineage: Eukaryota; Metazoa; Arthropoda; Ostracoda; Podocopida; Darwinulidae
Source: the annotation of a GenBank genome assembly
AUUCAUCCCAAACAGGUAGACCAACCAAAACAUUGAGAUAUUGUGAUGACAGAACAUGACUCAGUGGCUGACUUAUCUUAUCAGUCCUAGUAUGAGCCCAGCAUUCUAGGGGCCUUGGGUGCUUCCUAUAGUGCUUAGAGACAGAAUUCCAUGGAUGAUCAUGUGGCAACAUAUCCUUUUCCCUGUUGCUGUCUUUCUGUUCUUCAUCUGGAGUGGGAACUGGAUUGUUGUGCAUCUUGUUGCUAUCUGCUACGGGAAGUGGAAGUUACACAGGAAAACAAGUGCUCCUCCUUCAGCAACUGGCUUCCCAGGCGUUUCUAUUCUCAAGCCCCUUGUUGGUGUAGACCCCAAUCUGACGUCAAAUCUUGAGACUUUCUUCACCAUGAACUAUCCUCAAUUUGAGAUACUGUUCUGCAUCCAUGAAGAUGGAGAUCCCAGCAUCAAGAUUGUAGAGCAGUUGCGAAAGAAGUACCCUCACGUGGACUGUCAAGUAUUUAUUGGUGGUGAGAAGAUUGGAGCAAACCCAAAAAUUAACAACAUGUUCCCUGGCUACAAAGCAGCCAAAUAUGAUCUCCUCCUCAUCUCUGAUUCAGGAAUUAGAAUGAAAGAAGACACAUUGAUGGACAUGGUACAACACAUGACAGAUCGAGUGGGCCUAGUUCAUCAAAUGCCAUUUGUAUGUGACCGCAAGGGCUUCCCUGCUGCUGUGGAGAAGGAGUUCUUUGGCACUGUCCAUGCUCGUUUCUACUUGUCUGCUGAAUUCUAUGGCAUCAAUUGUUGUACUGGGAUGAGCUCGUUAGUGAGGAGAAGCAUCCUUGAAGAUGUUGGAGGGCUGCAGACAUUCUCAUGCUACCUAGCAGAAGACUAUUUCAUUGCCUGUGCCGUCCUCUCUAAAGGAUACAAACUCACAAUUUCUUCUCAGCCAGCAUGGCAAAAUGCAGGCUCUCUACAGAUCUCAGCGUUUCAGGCUCGAGUCACACGGUCAGUUUCCACCAUCAAUAUUUUCUACAGCAAAGCUUUCUAUCCUAGUUGGGCUCGGUUGAGGUAUGCGAUGCUGCCUCAUACAAUGAUCCUGGAGCCAGUUGGGGAGUGUUUGUUCAUGGGUCUCAUGGGAGCAUGGGCUGCUCACAUUCUCUUUGGCUGGAGCCUUCUUGCAUUUUUUCUCCUUCAUGCUCUCAUCUGGUUCAUCUUGGACUGGAUUCUUCUCUCCAUUGUCAAUAGAGGAGGGAUGCCAAUGAACAAGUUUGAGUUCCUCAUCUGUUGGAUUUUUCGGGAAUCCUCAGUGCCAUAUCUGUACCUGCUUGCAUUAUGUGUGCCUGCAAUCCGCUGGAGAACAGGAACUUAUCGUCUCCGCUGGGGUGGGAAAGUAAAUGAAGCCACAUCAGAUAUCUAGUCUACGCAUUUAAAAAUCCCCUUGACCAAACCUAAUCUGUCACACAAUGAAAGAGGUAUAUCACUUGAUGUGCAAUAAGUAUCCCCUCCUUGCAAACCUGUCUUUCUUUUUGAUUUGUUGAUGCCCAUCAAUUGCCAUCAGUGUUUUUUUUUUGUUGCUACCUCGGAGUUCAGUCAGUCAUCAAUUUGUCAGACUCUGUGGGCAUUCCAUGCUGGGACUGCAGCAUUACAUUUCAUCAAGAAGACUGAUAUUCAGUCAUUCUCAUUCUGUAUUCACGUUUCCUAUUUGUUUGGAACUUAUUCCUGCUAUUUUUAUUAAUAAUGAAUGUUCUAGUGUUUUCCCCUCAAUGAUAAAGGCUGAACUUUCCCUGGUUUUAUUCCUUACUGAAAGUAUAACUGCAGUCCUUGUCUAUCUAGUCUUCAUUCCAGUUUGUGAACUGGAUCUUGUUCCUUAGUCAAAAGUGUGAAGCAUUUUUUUUCUUUUUCCCAUAAUUCCAAUCAUAAGUUAAUGAUUGCAUAAUGAAAACACUGUCUAGUCCUCCCUCAUCGUGGGCAUUUCUGAUAUUCAAUGGCAGGAAAGGUGGAAGUGCCUGUGCUACAUGUCUUUUUACACUGUGCUACAUUAAGUUGAAUCUCACUGGAGUCAUGGUUGAUCAAAGAACAGGUGGGUAAAAGUUUGUCAAUGUAAAGUGUCCACAUAAAAUGUUGAUGCUUUUACUUUUGCCCAUCCCUGUCUUCUUGCAACUGCCAUGCCAAUCCAUUCCAUUCUCCCUCUCUUAUCCUCUUUAUGCAUCUGUUAUUGUGCAUUUUGAUCUAUUUGAUCUUAAGAAAUGUUUUUUAUCUUUGCACAAAUUUCUGCAAUUAUCUGUUUCCCAAGUAUUGAAUCCUACCUGUGGAGGUCAUGCCAUACCAUAAUGCUUCUUUCCAUGUAUGUUUUGCAUUUCCAUCUGAAGAGUCUGGUUGUUACCAAUUCUCAACUGUGAUUGUGGCCCUUGGAGCAUAAUAUUCUCAUGUAUCAGCUGAAGUGAGGUAUUGGCAUGAUCAAAGAAACAGAGGGUGGAAGUUUGUCUUGUGGCCCAUGCUGAAAGUUUUUGUUUUUAAUAAAUUAUUUCUCUCUGAAAUAGAAA